AUGUGCAACUUCUCAAGUAGAGUAAAUCAACACCUACAAUGGACCAACGUGCCCUCCGACACUAACAAAACCUUCGCCCCCGUCUCCCGUCUAGAUACGGCCGCGCCACCUCGGCGGAGGGGAACUCUCGUCUCCGUCAAUGACGUCGAGCAGGGCCCUCGCCCCCUGAUCCCUGGGUCCGGGGGUCCUGUCUGCUCCACCCGCUGGGCAGCAGCGCCCUCACACCCGUCCAGUCAGUCCACCAUUGCCUUCGCCAUGACUCCUCAUCUCUCCCACCUCGUCGUCACAUUCCCCAGCUGCUCACACUCCCAUCCACCGAAGCUCUUAGCAUUUGCCGUUUCCAUCACCUCACCCCGGACCUUUGCCGCACAGCAGACCACCUGGGUCUUGGCCCUUCACCUGCGGGGUGACCAAGCCCACAUCAAAGACGGCCUGAUCGAAAAGCCCGUCUUAGGCGACCUACCUUUGUCAGGGUCGCCAUGUACGUUGGCUUCUGCAACCCCCAAAGCGCUGAAACGGCCCCCCUUCUGGACUUCGUGCAUCGGCUGGGUCAUCGGGCCACAGCAGCGCCGUACGCAACAGAAUCGAAGCACGCACUAUUGCACACGACCUGGGCCGAACAACAAUCUUCUCCGUUAUACGUUCCACAGCAGCGCCGCCACAACGCGGGACAGCCACUUGAGAUCGGAUGAAAGAAGAGCUGCUUAUUUCUGCCGCGAAACGGGUUACGAGAACCCUACUUUCAACGUCCACAGCUUACCUCUCCUACCUCCCUUACCUGAGAUCUAUAUCCUUUACGAGGGUCACAGCAACUCGACCGUCGCAACCGCAACUCAACAGCACCACUGCCCCCAUCCUUCACGGUACGCCAGCCGUGCCAGCUCAACAACGCACCUGUCGCCUAGUGUCUCCGGCUACUCGGUGGUCCGGCUCUCCCCCUCACACUACAUUCCGGAAUCUCACCACAGUGCAGUCGUGGAGCUGAGUCUUCAUGCCACCUACUGUCCAAAUCGAGAAAGCGCGCGCUCACUCAUCCCGCGCCGCCCAUCCACGGCUUACGAGAGCACCUCCGCAUCACCUCAUACCGAUGCUCUCAGGUCCCCGCUCCUUUCUCCCUUUGGAUUCGACGCGGCUGGAGACUAUCCCAACGAUCUUCGGUCCAAUGCGGAAAGCAUUUCGAAUUUCACACCUAUAGUUCGGGGCCUUUCGACAGUCAUACCGGUCAGAUGGUGGUCCUCCAAAGACAAUUCCUCCGUCUCCACUGUCUUCGCCUAUUGGGGCCGCAUUGAGACUCAGGCAGGGUCUUUGCCACUCCUUGACAGCGUAGAUCUUUCCCACUCAGUCUUAUCAGGCCGAAAUUCAAAGUGGCCCCAUCUCGCCAUCACGGAGGACCCCCGGCGUUUCUCGCUGCUUUUGACCAUCUCCACCUGGCCCUUGACUCCAACAUGCGAAUUGGUUACAGUGCAGUCUGGGGGUGCUAAACAGCGUUACAUGGCCCCGUCGAACCCAAGAACAAGGCUUAGGCUUGCCCCCCAAGCCUCUGCUCCCAGCGUUCUGGAUCGCAUGAAGUUCGCUAAUGCUACUGCUGCUGCUGCUACUCUUUCACAUCAACGCCAGAAGCCUCUGUUGACGCGAGAAAUCAUUCAAAGAUGGAGACGAGCCGCCCAUAGAGUAAGGAAGCUUCGAUCCUCCGUCGCAAGCGUCCAGAAAUGGAGACACAUCGCCUUGAAGGGCCCCCCGAAUGUGACCCUGAGGCGUGUUGGUUUUUCCCUCCAGGCCGCUGGCCAGCUGGCAAAUCCUCCCAUCAAAAAACGAAGGAGCCAAGGCCCUCCUUCUCCAGUAGGGAUUACCCCCGUAGAUCUUUGCAAAGAAACAACAGCCCAGCUAUUUUCAGCCAUUGACAGUGGCUUUGCCGAGCUGCAGAUUGGUCGCUGGGGUGGCCCAUGA
Colletotrichum lupini is the source of this 1947-nucleotide messenger RNA. RefSeq lists its product as uncharacterized. Lineage: Eukaryota; Fungi; Ascomycota; Sordariomycetes; Glomerellales; Glomerellaceae. The coding region runs from base 1 to 1947 and encodes 648 amino acids. The transcript is spliced from 13 exons. The record is from RefSeq and is a predicted model, not a curated record.